AUGGCAAGCUACUCACAAGCUUCAUUCUUUGCCCUCUCCCUCUUCAUUCUCUCUCUAUUUGGGUCCUCAAAUGCUUGUGGAAUAGCCAUCUACUGGGGCCAAAACGGCAACGAAGGGACCUUGGCCGCCGCCUGCGCCACCGGGUACUACCAGUUCAUAAACAUAGCAUUCCUAACCACAUUUGGCAGUGGCCAAACCCCAGUGCUAAACUUAGCUGGUCAUUGUGACCCCCCCUCAGGCACUUGCACCACUCUAAGUAAUGAUAUAAGGGCUUGCCAAAACCAAGGUAUCAAAGUGUUUCUCUCUCUCGGAGGCGGCGUGAGUAGCGCUUCCCUUUCUUCACCUGAUGAUGCAAAGCAAGUUGCCAAUUACCUUUGGAACAAUUUCCUCGGCGGCCAAUCGAGUUCUCGUCCCUUGGGGGAUGCCAUUUUAGAUGGUAUCGACUUUGAUAUCGAGUCGGGUUCGGGCCUAUAUUGGGAUGACUUUGCCAGGGCCCUCUCAGAGUUCAGCUCACAGAGAAGGGUGUACUUAUCUGCAGCACCACAGUGUCCUUUCCCUGAUGCUCAGUUAAACACUGCCAUCCAAACCGGCCUCUUCGAUUAUGUUUGGAUACAAUUCUACAACAAUCCGCCGUGUGCAUACAGCGACAAUAGUGCUGAUAAUCUUUUGGCCAGUUGGAAUCAGUGGACUUCAGUUCCAUCUAAUCAGAUUUUCUUGGGUUUACCGGCAGCUCCUGCCGCCGCUGGCAGUGGCUAUAUUCCACCUGAUGUGCUAAUUUCUCAGGUUCUUCCAUAUAUCAAGACUGCUUCCAAGUAUGGAGGGGUCAUGCUCUGGAGCAGAUACUAUGACGACGGGUAUAGCUCAGCUAUCAUAGACAGUGUCUGCUCUGCCAUGAUGGUUUAUGCUUGUCUUACCAAAUAG
Messenger RNA from Ilex paraguariensis (yerba mate), 921 nucleotides. Lineage: Eukaryota; Viridiplantae; Streptophyta; Magnoliopsida; Aquifoliales; Aquifoliaceae. The record is from the annotation of a GenBank genome assembly.